This is a messenger RNA of Pieris macdunnoughi, 714 nucleotides long. Lineage: Eukaryota; Metazoa; Arthropoda; Insecta; Lepidoptera; Pieridae. The record is from the annotation of a GenBank genome assembly.
AUGUGGUGCGAGGACGCCUACGCGUUGAGGUGGCUGACCGGUACCUGUGAUGUCAUCACCAACCCCAUACCAGACACCAGGCGUGUAUACUAUCUGCUGGGGAACAUUUAUAUCCGCAUCGCCGCUUACGCCCCACCUCAAGCCAUCGCCAGUACAUCGGGGACGGUGACGCCGAGGCCAAUGCCUUCCACGUCACUGACGGAGAAGGCUGCGGAUGGCCGAGAGGCCGAAGAAGAGUACCGUGUGGUGCAGCGGUACCUCGGGGAGUUGGAAAGUAGCGGCGUCUACGUCGUCUAUUUCUCCUACUCCCUACCAGCUGAGAGGCAGCUUAAGGCAGUGCGAGGCGUUCCGGCGGACACGGAGCCCGAGGCCAUCAUGACAGAGCUGCGCGACCUCGGGUUCGAGCCGGAACACUCUCAGCCCAUACGCGCCAGGAAGGGGAGACCGGGGUGCAUUUUCCUAGUAAUUCUGCGCCGCACCCCCGACCUCACCCCCGCUAUAUACAAUGUUAAGGAGUUACUAUGUAUACCGGGGGUCACUAUCGAGUCCUGGCGGGGCAAAAGGGGCCCCGCUCAAUGUCACCGGUGCCAAGGGUUCCGGCACUCCUCGCACCAAUGCCACCGGGCUAUAGCCUGUGUGAGGAGCGGGGAGGGACACCGCACCGCAGAUUGCCCCCCUGCCAAAGGGGGCAACGCCGAAGUGCGCCAACUGUAA